Molecule: messenger RNA, 1638 nt
Organism: Eimeria acervulina
Lineage: Eukaryota; Apicomplexa; Conoidasida; Eucoccidiorida; Eimeriidae
Exons: 3
Coding region: 1-1638 (545 amino acids)
Source: RefSeq, a predicted model, not a curated record
AUGAGACAAAAAAGAAAAAGUUUUUUGUAUUUUGCGCUUUCUAUAACUUUGGUUUUUAUCUCUGUCUCCACUGUGCUGUCGGAGGAGGUCCUUUCGCUUGCAUUCGAAGCAGCAGCAGCAGCAGCAACAGCAGCAGAUGCUGCAUAUCCACCACCAGUAGCAACAGCAACAGCAGCAGCAGCAGGCGCAGGGGCAGCAGAUGCACUAACAGCAGCAGCACCACUUCCAGAUGCGUAUUUAGACGCGUAUAUGGGAGCAGCAGCAGCAGCAGCAGCAGCAGCAGCAGCACCAGACAGAGCAGCAGCCGACACAGCAGCAACAGGCCAAGCAGCUGCAGCAGACUCUGCAACAGAUGCUGCAGCAGCAUUUUUUGACUCCUCUUUGUCUUCUUCUGUCUUUUCCUCCUACGAUUCAUUUCAAGGAGAUUGUUUGCAGUGUACAGACACCUGGGGCUUGCGAGAAGCAAAAACAAACGAAAACGAAGAAGAGAGAAAAGCUAUUGAAUUACUUUCAGAGGCUUUCUGUCUCUGUCUCGUCGAUGCCUUCCACUCAGACGAACUCCUGCAGCAGCAAAAUGCUGGCAGCAGAAAAAAUCAGCAGCAAACGUGGUGGGUAAGCCCCACGCUGCAGCAGCAGCAGCAGCAGCACGAGGAUCAAAUAUUAACACCAGCUGCUGCAGCAGUAAUAAAAGAAAACCAGGCUGCAGCAGAAGCAGCAACAGCGGCAACAGCAACAGCAGCAGCAGCAGCAACAACAACAACAACAACAACAGCACCAGCGGCAGCAGCAACAGCAGCAGCAGCACCAGCAGCAGCAGAUGAUUCAAUCUCUUACAUUGAGAGUUCAUUUGGCUGGAGGUUUGCUGGGAAGCAGAAGGCUUCCUCUUUGUCUUUGUCUUUGUCUGUAGAGCAGCAAAUGAGAGAAGCAGACAGACGCCUGCGCGAGACGACGCAAAACCCAGAACAGCUGCAGCAAAUGAGCAGCAGCAGCAGCAGCAGCAGCACAGCAGCAGCCGCAGCAGCAGCAGCACGAAACAUAUUCAUGCAGAAGAAAAUACUACCCGCUGGAAGCCCCUUAUCUGCUGUUGCUGCUGCAGCAAAAGGCGAGAUGCCUGCAGCAGCAGCAACUCGAUCAAAUCCCACUGCACUGGAGCUGCUGCAGCAGCAGCAGCAGCAGCACAAGGCAGCAGCAGCUGCUGCUGUUGCUGCUGCUGCUGGCUUUCCCCAUAUAUUAAUUGGAGUUGUGCUCGCCGACGGCUCUGUCUGGGGCAUCGAUGAUCUGAGAGAAGGGCUUAUGACAUCGAGGCAGCAGAGCCUUCAGCAGCAGCAGCAGCAGCAGCAGCAGCAACGCCAGCAAAACGUUGCAGCAGCCGCUAGCACAGCAGCAGCAACAGGAACAGCAGCAGCAGCAACAGCUGCUGCUGCUGCUGCUGCUGUCCCCUCAGAGUCUUCAUUUGCAUGCAGCAGCAGCAAGAAGCCCCCCCUGAAUUCUCACGAGAAAACAGCAGCAGCUGCAGGAGCAGCGGUCUCAGGGGCAGCAGCAGCAGAAGCAGCAACGGCCUCACAAGCAGCAGCUGCAGCAGCACCAGCAGCAGCAACAGCAGCAGCAGGAGCUGCAGCAGAAGCAACAUCAACAUAA